Molecule: messenger RNA, 1492 nt
Organism: Corticium candelabrum
Lineage: Eukaryota; Metazoa; Porifera; Homoscleromorpha; Homosclerophorida; Plakinidae
Exons: 1
Coding region: 200-1492 (430 amino acids)
Molecular function (GO): nucleic acid binding; zinc ion binding
Source: RefSeq, a predicted model, not a curated record
AGCGUCUAAACCUCCUGCGACACCAACACCAACCUGACCAUAAGACAAAAAGGUGUCAGGUAAGUCCUCUUUCACAGCAGAACAGCACAGACGGCUGACAAGUCGACGUAUAUAUUUAAAUUUUUAUUUUAGACACUAAUAUGACCAAAGAAAUGAGCGUCUCAGAGACAGAUUCAUAGCGGGUAUCAAAGAUGAUCGGAUGUUGAGGACGCUAUUAGGAGAGACGUUGACUGACCUUACGUUUGACAAAGCCGUACAACGUUGUGUGGCAAUGGAGCAAGCCAGUAGGGAUGUGGAGACGCUCAGAGGAGAGGCAGGACUCCAACCACGACCACACGAAGGCACGGUCGGGAUGGCUGAGGUUCAUCAAAUGACAACGGGAUCAACCACAUGUUAUCGAUGCGGAGGAGCACAUGAAGCCAGAGAGUGUCGAUUUAGAACAGCUACAUGUUUUCGUUGUCAAAAACAAGGACAUGUACAAAGGAUGUGCAGGACCAAACCAGGUCCAAGAAAAGAAGUCCAAUCUGACAAGGGACCAAUUCGGAAGGAAAAUAAGAAGAAACCAGCGAUGAAAUGCCUGGAAGCAUGGGAGAAGGAGGAACAUAGUGAGAGUGACAGUGACUUGUACAACUUGUUCAGUCUUGGAAGAAACCACGCCAUGGAGGUACAGGUGCAAAUUGAACGGAAACCCAUUGUCAUGGAAUUAGACACUGGGGCGGCCGUAUCAGUCAUAAGUCAUGAGGAAUACAAGAGGAAACUAAGACAGCAGGUCUCCAUCAAAGAGACAGAUCUGUUGCUGCACACGUAUACUGGAGAGACCGUCAAACCAAUGGGAGUGUGCACAGUGAACGUAGAACAUAAUCACCAGAAACAACAGUUGCCCUUGUAUGUACUACCCGGAAAAGGGCCAGCUCUUUUGGGACGAGAAUGGCUGAAAGCCAUCCGACUGCAAUGGUCACUCCUCCAUCUGAACGCAACUCAAGAACUAGAAGACCUGCUAGCACGACACCCCAAUGUGUUUGGAUUGGGGUUGGGGCGCAUGAAAGGCAUCAAGGCCCGAAUAGCGUUGCGGAGUGACAGCACACCACGUUUUUGGAAGGCAAGACCGGUGGCUUUCGCGAGGAAGAAAGCCGUGGAGCAAGAACUAGAUAGGCUGGAGUCUGAGGACGUGAUAGAACGGGUACAGCACAGCGAGUGGGCGGCGCCAAUAGUUACUCCUGUCAAGAAAGGAGGCAACGUUCGGAUUUGCGGCGAUUUUAAAGUGACCGUUAACCCACAGCUAGAGAUAGACACCUACCCACUCCCUCGAAUUGAGGAGAUUUAUGCAGGCUUGGGAGGAGGGAAACACUUCACAGUCAUCGACCUGAAGCAAGCCUACUUGCAAAUGGAGCUGCAAGAAGACUCCCAGUUGGCAAUGACCAUCAACACCCAUAGGGGCCUGUAUCGGUUCAAGCGCCUACCGUUCGGAGUAGCUUCAGCCCCAGCAAUAUAA